AUCUUAAAUGUCACUGUGGCACGAGAACACAGUAGUGGCGAGCUACAAUGAGAUUUGCGAGGCUGGAGCAAAGCCCACCAUUUCCAUCACCGCCAUCAUCUCGGCUCUCAAGGCAUGCGGCAACAAUGGAGACCUCGACGCUGGUAAGAGACUCCACUCCAGCCUCCUCCUCCACCGCCAUAGCUGCGAGCUCCACACCAAAGUCUCUAACACUCUGGUCCGAAUGUACGCAAAGUGUGGGAGCCUGGACGAUGCUCACCGCGUGUUUGAUUCAAUGCCCAGCCACGAUGUUGUGUCGUGGAACUCUCUCAUGUUUGGCUAUGCCCAGAUUGGAGAUGCCCACUCGGCUCUUCACCUCCUCUCGACCAUGCAAUCGCGGAACAUAGAGCCCAAUUCUCUCAGCUACGUCGCGGUUCUCAAGGCCCUCUGUGCAAGCUUGGAGAUUCAUAGCGAGAAAGAAGAACUGGAAGAAACCAUCCAAGCUGACGAGAUUCAAGGAAAGUUUCUUGGAGUAUCAUAUGAUCUUCGGUGGUUUCUAGACAAGGGAGUGUUCGUUCACUUGGCAGUAGCGAGGAGAGGAUUCGCGAUGGACUUGAUACUUCUCAAUUCCUUGAUCCAUAUGUAUGCAAGGUGUGGGAGCUUGCGAGAGGCGCAGCGAGUUUUUGAUCGAAUGCAAUACCACGACGUGAUCUCGUGGACGUCUCUCAUCUCCGGCUAUGGCGAGACUGGCGAGCUCGAUCUGGUUUUGCGCUUGCUAUCGCUCAUGCAAGUCGAAGGGAUCGCUCCCAACUCCGUGACUUACGCCGCGGGUUUCAAGGCUUGCUCAACGAGUGCCGAGAGAGAACGAGGCGUGCUUCUAGCCGGGAAGGUCGUGAAAGUGGUGUCGCUGCGAAAGGCCAAGCUCCUCCACUCUCAAGUAGCGAAAUCCCGGCUCGAGAUGGAGAUGCUCGUCGCAAACUCGCUGCUGAGGAUGUACGCCAAGUGUGGGAGCUUGGAGGAGAUGAGGGGAGUCUUCGAUAGGAUGGCUGCUCGAGAUCUCGUAUCUUGGAACUGUGUGAUCCUUGGCUAUGCCGAGUGUGGCGAGGGCCGAGCUGCGCUAGAGCUCUUCUCGGAGAUGGCAUUGAUUCCAGUCGUCCCGGAUGCUCGGACUUUCGUGGCCGCUCUCAAGGCCUGUGCAAGCUUCGAUGGUAGCAGCGAUGGAGUGAAAGCUCUGUGCUUGGAAAAGGGAAUGGAGAUCCACUCGCAAAUCGUCCAGAGGAGCCAUGGAGGCGAGCUCGAGGCAAAGGUGGCGAAUAGCCUCGUCAACAUGUACGCCAAGUGUGGAAGCUUGCAAAGCGCUCGAGAGGUGUUUGAGAGGAUGCCGAGCCGCACGGUCGUGUCCUGGAACGCUCUCAUCUUCGGCUACGCCGAGAGUGGCGAUGCGAGGCUGGCGGUGGAGCUCUUCUGCCGGAUGAAACGCGAGAGCACCGUGAGAGCCGACACUCUAACUUUCGCCGCGGUGCUCAAGGCCUGUGGAAGCCUGGGGGACCUGGAAACCGGGAGGAAGAUCCACGCCGAGGAGAUUGGAUCAGUCCACAGGCACGAUCCCGUCGUUGGGAGCUCGCUCGUCAGCUUCUAUGGCAAGUGCGGGAGCGUGGACGAAGCUCGCCAAGUCUUCCACUCCAUGGAUCGAGGCAGCAAGGAUCUGGUGACUUGGAACUCGCUGCUGGAAGCUCACAGCCACGCGGGAGACACGAGCAGCGUGUUGGAUCUCUUCGAGCAAAUGCUGCGCGAGCGUGUCCAAGUGAACGGCGUGACUUUCCUCUCGCUGCUCACGGCUUGCAGCCACGCGGGGCUGGUCGACAAAGGCCGGGAGUUCUUCGAGCUCAUGAGCACCAAGUUCGGGAUCUCUCCAAACAUGUUGCACUACACCUGCCUGGUGGAUCUCCUGGCCCGUGCAAACCAUCUGGACGAGGCGGUGGCGGUGGUGGAGAGGAUGCCUUUCGAGCCCGACUCCACAGUGUGGGCCUCGGUGCUGGGAGCGUCGGAGAAGUGGAGAAACGUGAGCAUCGCGGAGAUGGCGUUCGACUCGAUGAUCAAGCUGAACGACAGGGACGCUGGAGCCUACGUUGUCAUGGCCAACGUGUAUAGAAGAGCUGGAAUGGUGGACCAAAGCUGCAAAGUUCUCGAGCGAGCUGGCGGAAGGGCUGGGAGCUAGCAGUUCACCUCAAAGUACUCGUGUAUCAAACAUCGAGAGAGCUCUGUUGAUUGAAACUCUUAUCGGAGUUCCUCUC
This is a messenger RNA of Selaginella moellendorffii, 2273 nucleotides long. RefSeq names its product pentatricopeptide repeat-containing protein DOT4, chloroplastic-like. Gene Ontology annotation, biological process: RNA modification. The transcript has a single exon. Lineage: Eukaryota; Viridiplantae; Streptophyta; Lycopodiopsida; Selaginellales; Selaginellaceae. The record is from RefSeq and is a predicted model, not a curated record. The coding region runs from base 8 to 2197 and encodes 729 amino acids. Gene Ontology annotation, molecular function: protein binding; RNA binding.